CAGACCCCGCCAUGCCAUGGCGACACUGUAAAAUAUCAUCUUCGGGAUAUACUUAUUUUUCUAGCCUUAAUUUUAUCAAUGUAUUGUUAUUUAAUUUAGUAACGAGCAGAAGAAUUGACCAUUAUACUUAUAGUUCUAAUCUUCUGUUCCGUGUGUGCCAGUUAUUCACCAAACUGUACACAUAGUGUGUACAUAUAAAGUAUACACUCCUUACUGGGUGUGCGGUGAGGUUUUUGCUUUUUUUUCACUUACCGUCCUCAUUUUUCCCCUCGAAGACGACGAGGGAAAGGUCCUCAUUGUCUCCCCGCGUUGUAACUCGCGCUUUACACGGAUACGCGGGCUAGGGCCUGCGAAUUGCAGGGAAAAAAAAUGGACAUCUCGUCGAUGCUCGAGGUUGAGGUCCAGGAGGUUGCCGAAAGCAAAGAAAACGUGACACCCAGGCCACAACAAACUUUCUCAUGUCAAAGUUUUUCUAGCGAGGAAAAUGAUUUUUACAAGCUAACAUAUGGCAGUGACAUAGCAGCAGUACGUUUCCUCAGACUGCAUUGCACAACGUGCGAUGAACACAUUGGUUCAGCUCCUUCGGAGGCACACAACAUGCAUGAACAUCCAGUUCUACGUGUUUUGUUGUGUGCCAAGUGCCGUGAAUUUUAUGGAGACGGUACUUUUGAGCAAGGAGAUGAUGCCACUGACAUGUUCUGCAGGUGGUGUGCCAAUGGUGGAAAUUUGUACUGUUGUUCUUAUUGUAGCAAUACAUUUUGCAGUAAAUGUAUAAAACGAAACUUCGAUCCUCCCACUAUUAAGAGAAUAGAGGCUGAGGACACGUGGAAGUGUUUUGUUUGCGAUCCAAAAGACUUGUACCCUUUGAGAUCUAUUGCUAGAGCUCUGAUACUUCACAUUGAAACAGUGACAAGAAUUCUAGAAAACAAUAGGCGGAUGAGUCCUCGAGAAGUGGAAGAAAAAAUGCAUUUAGACGAAACCAAGUGUUGUUCGCGUAAGCGCAAGCGUCGUAGACGACGAACGAUGUCUGGAUCUGACGAUGACAACGACGACGAUGAAGACGUAAGUUACGUGCCAAAUGAAGAUCGCAGCUCCUCGCCACCUGCUAAGAAACGCAAGUCGCGCUGCAGUCUUGUGCGUAACUCCUGCAGCAAUGGUUUUGUCGAGCACGACUACAACGCAAGUAAUAAACGUCGCCCAGUAAUGACAAAAAUCGAGCCAGAUUACGAUCCAUCCGAUCUGAUCAGUCAAUGCGAGCAGAGCAUGAUUGAAGGCGAUGACGAGAUCAUCAAUACCAACGACGAUGAAAAUGGCACGCCCUCGCCAGAGAAAGAACAAGUUAUUGCUCCGGGGCUAGCCAAGUACAAGGUCGUUCUGAAUAACUCACAAACGCAACAAACACUGCAGCUGCAGCCCUUGAAAAAAAUACAAAUCAACAAUUCGAUGGGCACUCUUAAUCCUGUACCUAUAGCAAACUUGUUGAAAGCGGUGCCUAUCUUUCCUGCUGGUAGUAAAAAGAUCAAUAUGACCGGUCCUUCCAGGUUGCUAGCCAUGCCAGUAUCAACAGUGCCCAAGAGUGUAGCCGCCAGCAGUAUUUCGUUUGUUAAGCCAACGACGCACUUUCUCGUGCCCAAAAGCGUCGCCAAGACCUUGAAGCCAAUGCACUUACAACCGCAACUCAUAGCACCGGCAAACCCGUUACCAUUAAAGCCUUUCCAGCCGCCAAUACCUACGCUGCCCAAACCGACUCAGCAGCCUGAGCAGCCUCCUCAACCAAGUGUAAUCGAUCUUGACAGUGAUGACGAGUCCAUCAUCGUCGAGAAUGUGACGAAUCAGACCGUGACUGAGACCGUAUCGGCGGACGUGAGUGUCGUCAACGAAGGCAAUACUGCAGAAGAAAAUGUUGUUCCUGAACGGGUUGAGAGUAACUCUAUUGGUGUCGAAAAUGAGCCGAUGAUCAUUGCGUGUAAAGAUUCAUCAAAAAUCACCAGACCACCGACGCCCAAAUCGUUGCCGUACUCGAAAACGAAAAGCACGGAUGAAUCGAUACCACUGGUGAUCACAAUCGAUGGUGUCAUACCGCUAAAGACUCAGCAGCGGUACCAGAGGUUCGAAAAGAUGCUAAAGCUCCAGAGCCAAGAGAUCGACAAUGCGGUUGGCGAACUGAAAACCAAGAUACUCAAGCUCGUGCAAACGUCGAUUUCUCGGCCUUCAGCCUCGCAGACCGAUGCCGAUCUGCAAAACGCAGCCUUCGUUUGCACGAAACGAUUCCACAGAGCGUUGCGGAAGGCGCUCGUCGAACUGUCUCAUAUUAACGAUAGGCUUGUAAAAGACUAUUUGCAUUGGAAGAAAAGGACUGACAAAGCUGAAAAAAUAGCCAACGUAGAAAACGAGCAAGAAAUGGAUAAUCAAAAGAGGGAUGACGAGGAAAAGGAAGAGACAGACAACAUUCCGAGUAAAAAGACAGAAAACAUGACUGAAGUAUUGUUAGAAAUGACUUGCGAGCAUGAGUCGGCUUCGGAAUCUGAAUCUGAGAACAAUGGUAUUGAGUUGACUGAAAAUCAUAAGAUAAGCGCGAUUGAUAUACCUGCCGAUUUUUCAUCAAUACUCGAUCACUUGUCGAUUUUCAAACGUAAACCCACUGCUGUAAAAGCUGUUGGUAACGAUUCGGUAUUAACGGAGGACAAGGCCUGUCAGGCUUACGAUGUACCUUGGCGAGAUUACGAGAAGUGUAUUGGUUACUCGCUUCUUACAAAGGCCGAGUAUGAUCCAGAAAAGAAAGAAGAAAUCCUAAGACCUGUAGCACAACCUGAUGAAAAUUUUGGCAAGUACCAAGAGCAGUAUUUGUUUUAUCUCCAGCAUGUUGAAGAUUUUGGUAUUGAGACUGAUGAAACAAAGGGCCGACCCGAUCCGAAUCACAUUCCAUUAAAGGAUCUUAUAGAGAGUUCAUCUCCCUUCAUAAUGGAUAUGUUGGAGCGUUUGAGUCCUGUGGCAUUAUCAAAUGGUUGCAGGGUACCAGUGCUGGAAAAAGAAGAUGAAACUGAAUCCUUAUCCUCUAGCGCCUUUCCUAAGGAAAUCGAAUUGGACACGGCAUGCGAUUUUGCUAUGGAUACUUCUUCUCCCCCUAGUGAAAAUAAUAAGGAUAUGAGCAGCAACUCGGAUACUAGGGAAGAACUAGUUUUCGACAAAAAGUUGAACGAAACUCCAGUUGCCACGUCCAAGGCUGUGGAGGAGCUCCAAAAAAUGGUGAGUAGGAUGUCGGAGGAACUGCGCAUCGAACAGCUACGGCAAAACCCGGAUAUCGAAGAAAAAAAAGAAAUCGAUCUUGAAACGGAGACGUUGUCUGCUAUCAAUUCUAUUCUUGAUGUUAGUGGCAAAAGUAAUGAGGAAGAACAAUCCAUGGAUAUUGUUGAAAUUUUGGAUUUAGAGGCUGGUCCAAGUAACGAUGAAGACGACGAUAUUUCAGCAUUGAACUAAAAAUCGUUGAAACGAGUGUCUUGUUUAAAUUUGAUAGUUUCCUUUUGAAGAAGUCAAAGUUGAAUAGUGACUUUUUCAUCAGUGCACUAAUAGUGAAGUUGAUAAAAGUGAGUAUUUAUAACUAUGCUCUUAAUGAGAUAAAAUAAAUACAGAGUAUUUAAUGUGGAUAACUAUUUUUUGCGAAGUUUCUUUAUUUGACCGCUUUUUUUACAAUCAAUGGUCAUUUAAAUCUAGCGUGUAAAUAGACGUGAGUGAAGUGAAACUUUUUUAAAUUGAUAAACUUUAUAAAUAAAUAUUGAUUUCAAAUUUCAUGAAUUUUACUUCCAUCAUGUACUGAUCCAAAGUGUAUUGAAAAUUAUCAUAAUCAUUGUUACAUAUGGCGUUGAAAACGUUCUUUCAUCUUGAAUCAUAAUAUUGAUGGCAUAAUUUAAGAAACGAAUUGAUGCACAAUACAUGAAUAUGUUCCAAUAUUUUAUUUUUAUUAAAUAAGAUAUCCUUUACCUUUGGAAAUCAACACGUUUCUUUCAAAGUAUUGUAAAUGUGUUAUGUUGUUUUCUUGUAUUUUGCGAGGAACAGCAAUAUUAAUUUAAAAAAUUUCAAAUUAAACUUUACGGUGAAAAAAAAUAGAAAAAAAAUAAAUGAUGAAGUACAUAAAACGUGUUUUCCAAAGUGUAAUUGUGUCUAAUUUGUGCAAAUAUCAAGGAAAAAUCAUUCCGCAAAAAUUUUUACCAAAUUAUUUUACACGUUAAGGAACUUUAUUUUUCAAAAUACAUACAGUGGUGAUGUUACAUUUUUUGUCGUAAAUGGCAGUUAAAAUUUGGGAAGAAAAGAAACAACUUUUUUUCAUAGUUUAAUAAUUCGUACAAUUACAUGUUAAUCAACCAAUUUCGUACGACUAAGUUGAAAAAAAAAAAAAAUCUACUAGGCACUAUAAUAUUGUUGAUGUACGAAAAAAGACAACAUCCUUGUUUCGAUAGUAUAAAAAAUAAAUUUUCCAUGUGUGAGAUAUAAAUGCAAAAAAGCGUUGAUUCGAGAGAUACAAAAAUGCGUACCAGGAUAAAAUUUGCAUUUG
Copidosoma floridanum is the source of this 4549-nucleotide messenger RNA. RefSeq names its product ADD domain-containing protein 1. Gene Ontology annotation, molecular function: chromatin DNA binding. Gene Ontology annotation, cellular component: pericentric heterochromatin; nucleus. Gene Ontology annotation, biological process: chromatin remodeling; replication fork processing. The record is from RefSeq and is a predicted model, not a curated record. Lineage: Eukaryota; Metazoa; Arthropoda; Insecta; Hymenoptera; Encyrtidae.